Molecule: messenger RNA, 1010 nt
Organism: Alternaria rosae
Lineage: Eukaryota; Fungi; Ascomycota; Dothideomycetes; Pleosporales; Pleosporaceae
Exons: 2
Coding region: 418-651 (77 amino acids)
Source: RefSeq, a predicted model, not a curated record
AGCUAUUCAGGCAACGGCGUUACAUUGAGCGUUAGGAGAACUCCGAUGGCGAAAAAGAACAGUCAACGGGUGCGAGUGGUGAGUGUUGUAGAUUGGCGGCCUCAGGACCUGUCUGCCUGGAAUAAAUAGUCGUAGGUUGAGGUGGGUGAUUGCUUUCUUUCUUCUCUUCAUCAGUCAAUCGAUCAAUCAUCUACAAUCAUAUCAAACGUCUUUCGAGAAGAGUCAUAAUUGUCCUCGUGUUAGUCCUCAGUCAACAGUCUACCUUGGAUUACAAUCACGAAACGCCCUUGUCGUCUCGUAUACACCCGAUACAACUCUAUUACCGUCUAUCACACAACACACGCCGAUCACUCAUCUGAUCCUCUCGAAUCACGACUGGCUACUCAACGCCUCCAACACCCUCAACACCAAUCAACCAUGUCGUCAAGCUCAUCUUACGGCUCCUACGGCCAGAACAAGGGUGCCUACGCAUCUCGUCCCUCGACAUCUUCCACAUCCUACUCUGCCGCCUCAUCCAGCCUAUACACAAACUCCGGUAGCUCGUCACGGAGCAAAACAUACAAGAACCCACCAAUCAUUCACAACGGCGGUGGAAAGAUCAACGACCCGAACACGUCCACGUCCGCGCCGAAUGGGACAUACUACAACUAGGCGAGACAGUGGUCGUCUGAUAGGGUGACUCAUGCCUUGAUGGAGAUCACGAUGUCUCUUUGCGCUACUACUGUUUUCCUUCGGAGUUUUUACGGCAUACCAUGGCGUUUCGACUGGCAUUUAUUGACUACUAGAUGGUCAAGGCUUUGGUACUAAGGGCGUAUAACACUGGCUUGCUUGCUGAUACUUCUUUUCGCCCGGAUAUUGGGGCCGGCAUUUCCUAGAUUUUCGUACUUGAUGGUGGGUCGAGGUCCUUUUAUCGGGUUGUAUCUCCCCUAAUCAUUCCCUUUGGUAUGAUUCUUAUCUAGCAUUUGUACAAUAGAUAGUCCAAACAACAAAAACACACACACAUUCUAUCU